Molecule: messenger RNA, 1258 nt
Organism: Anopheles maculipalpis
Lineage: Eukaryota; Metazoa; Arthropoda; Insecta; Diptera; Culicidae
Exons: 4
Coding region: 13-1257 (414 amino acids)
Source: RefSeq, a predicted model, not a curated record
UGCAACAGCAUCAUGUCGUUAACCGUGUGCCAGCUUUCGUGUAAUGAUUUUCAUAAAAGAAUUAUGUUUGUGGUUUUAGUGCAGACGUUAGUGUUUCAUCUGCUCGUGCAAUACACAACAGCGGACGUGUUUGAGCAAGAGUUCCGUGCGCAAAGAUCGCUUGCCAGCAGGCAGAUAGCAAACCGACGGGAUACGCGAUUUUUGCCAAUAUUUACCGUCUACCAGUGGGGUCAAGGACUGUGUUCGGCCGCUUCCGGUGAGUAUGGAUCCUGCCAGCCCAACAACGAGUGCGUACUGCGUGGUGGCAUUCCGGCCGGACCCUGUGCCGGUGGAUACGGGACGUGCUGUAUCUUUAUGGCAUCGUGUGGUGGAGUGGUACGUGAAAAUGGUACCUACUUUGUCAAUCCGAACCAUCCGGACAGUACGGAUGGAACGGGUAGCUGCCAGUUGACAAUCUUGAAAAUGCAUCCGGACAUUUGCCAGAUUCGGCUGGACUUUGACCACUUCUCGCUUAAUGGACCCGAGAUCGUGAAUCAUAUCUGUAACACGGAUCAAUUUCUUGUGUCGGGUGGAAGUCCUGCUCCGACCAUUUGCGGCAGUGCAACGGGAGAACACAUGUACAUAGAUGCUGGAAUGGGCCAGAGCAAUCCCAUCAUACUGACCGUCAUCACCAGCGGGCCAAGCUUUCCCCGCUCCUGGCGCGUUCGUAUAUCGCAGAUCCCUUGCGGUGCAAUCGCGAAGGCGGACCAGGGAUGCCUGCAAUACCAUACGGGCGUCAGCGGACGGGUCAAGAGCUUCAACUUCGAUCCAAUCAAUGGACGUCAACUCUCGAACCAGGACUACAGCAUAUGCAUCCGAACGGAGCGCAACUUCUGCAGCAUCCAGUACACGGCGUGCCCGGGCGCGGUCCCGGGCAACCGUUCGCGAACCUUCACGCUGUCGGGCAACAGCAACAGCAUCGUGCAGGCGAUGGUGGGCGGCGGCACGCAGGGAUCGCCCAACUCUUGCACGAACGAUUGGCUGAUGGUACCGUGCGCCAAGAUUGCCGACCGUUUGCCGAUGGCCAGCACGUGUGAGGACAAGAUUUGCGGUGGCACUUUCAAUGCGGAAGUCAGCUCAGUCGAAAGGACGGUCGUCUCGACGAUACGCCCAUUCCGGUUGGCCUUCCAUACCGACUCGAUCGAAGCACCGACGGACGUGGAUAAUCGGGGCUUUUGUCUCGAUUACGUGCAGCAACCGUGUACCAGUAAUAAGUAGU